AUGUUAAUUUGUUUUCUUGGACUAUCUGUACACUUGAAAGCGGAGUGCAGGGAUAAGCUCUCCUUGCUUAUCAAGCAGUACAUUAUGAGCCUCCUUAAGGACAAUAUGGAGGAGUCAUAUGGAUCUGAUUGGCCAACAGAACAAAAAGUCAAGCGCAGAGAAAUGGUUGUCCCGAAAGCACGCUAUAUAUUUGUGCAUGAGAUUCCAAAUGAAUGUUCCUAUAAGACAGAAAGGGAACGAACUUAUACGAGUUGCAUAGAAGAUAAGGAUCACAUGGUUGGAUUUGUAUACUACCGCUUUACUCUAGAGGAGGAGAUACCUAUUCUUUAUGUAUAUGAACUACAGCUUGAGCCUCGUGUCCAAGUGAAGGGGCUGGGGAAAUUUCUAAUGCAACUAAUUGAGCUUAUUGCUCAGAAGAAUCGCAUGGGUGUUGUGAUCCUAAUUUUUCAAAAAACAAUGAAUUUCUAUCUAAACAAGUUGAGAUACGUAAUAUCAGCUGUUUCACCAUCAAGAGUUGAUCCAUUGAUAGGAGUUGAGAAGUGUUAUGAGAUUCUUUGCAAAACAUUUGGUCAUGAGGCCAAAGCUAUCCUGGAGGCCGAAGUAGCAUAUGGGACUUACCUUGGUGUAUUGGUGCCGACUUCUAUGUUACUCAGGUCACAAGUGAAUGAUCGGGUGGCUCUAGCCAUUAAACUACAUAUUGCUGCAAUUAUCAACGGGAGCUAUUUUGUUCCAAAUUCCUCUUCUGUGCAUCAGAGUUGA
This is a messenger RNA of Juglans regia (Persian walnut), 759 nucleotides long. RefSeq names its product N-alpha-acetyltransferase 40-like. Bases 1 to 759 code for a protein of 252 amino acids. Lineage: Eukaryota; Viridiplantae; Streptophyta; Magnoliopsida; Fagales; Juglandaceae. Gene Ontology annotation, cellular component: nucleus. The record is from RefSeq and is a predicted model, not a curated record. Gene Ontology annotation, molecular function: histone H4 acetyltransferase activity; histone H2A acetyltransferase activity; protein N-terminal-serine acetyltransferase activity. The transcript has 6 exons.